Penicillium cosmopolitanum is the source of this 456-nucleotide messenger RNA. Its product is annotated as 60S ribosomal protein uL15. Lineage: Eukaryota; Fungi; Ascomycota; Eurotiomycetes; Eurotiales; Aspergillaceae. Gene Ontology annotation, cellular component: cytosolic large ribosomal subunit. Gene Ontology annotation, molecular function: structural constituent of ribosome. The transcript is spliced from 3 exons. The record is from RefSeq and is a predicted model, not a curated record. Bases 1 to 456 code for a protein of 151 amino acids.
AUGCCUACCCGUUUUUCGAACACGCGGAAGCACCGCGGCCACGUGUCCGCCGGUUACGGUCGUGUCGGCAAGCACCGCAAGAGCCCUGGUGGUCGUGGUAUGGCCGGUGGUCAACACCACCACCGUACCAACAUCGACAAGUACCACCCUGGUUACUUCGGUAAGGUCGGUAUGCGCUACUUCCACAAGACCAAGCAGCAGUUCUGGAAGCCCACCAUCAACCUGGACAAGCUCUGGUCUCUCGUCCCCGCCGAGAAGCGUGAUGCCUACCUGAACGGCUCCAAGACCGACACCGCCCCCGUCAUCGACCUCCUGCCCCUCGGUUACUCCAAGGUCCUCGGCAAGGGCCGUCUCCCCAGAUCCCCGUCGUCGUCCGCGCCCGCUACUUCAGCCGUGACGCCGAGCAGAAGAUCAAGGAGGCUGGUGGUGUUGUUGAGCUGGUCGCAUAAGCGUUGA